AGGUCGAACUGGUGAAAAUCUCGCUGUUCGCAGUUAUUUCCUCGUUCACGCUUUGUUGGUGCGAAAGAAAAUUAUUGCGGCAUCGUGCGUCCCGUGUAUCUCCGCGAACGUUUUCCCGAGCGAUCGAAUCGCACGGUAUUGUUUGUGGGCGUAAUUUUCAUCCUCGACGAGCUGAAAACCGCAUAAAAAAGUUGGCAGCCGCCAUCUUGGUGAGGCAGUGUUGCAGUGCGGCACGCUCAAUUUUCCCGUCAUUCGACAGCGAGCGACGCGCCGCCGAAGGAAGCGUUCACCAGCGCGGCACUUUUUCGCGGCAUAGCCGGCUUUGCGGAGAUUCUAUUCGACGGUGUGUCCCGAGAGUGUUUCCUUCUGGUCGUUCCGACUGAACGCUUGAGAGAAAAAGAAACCUCAUCUCAGCACCCAUUGCCCGGCAAAAUCUCGGCAUCUUUGUCUCAGACGGCCAGUGCGUGCGUCGUAGUGACUCCAAGCCCGGUGUUGGACGACGAUUGCAAGUAGUAGCGGUUCUUUUCAAACCCAGACGAGCGGCCCGGACGGAAUAUGGCAGAUUAUCAGGAUCCGAUGGUACAGCUAGAGCUGGGUGGCGGUUCGAAUUCCCUGCCCUACCCGCGCACCUUUGACCCAACCGCACACGAUCUGGACGCUUCGUUUCGGUUGACGCGCUUCGCCGAUUUGAAGGGGCGCGCGUGCAAAGUGCCAAAGGAUGUCCUGGAGAAGCUGGUCUCGUCGUUGCAGCACGAUUACAUGCAGGAUCCGGACCAACCGUACAUGUCGCUCGCGUCACCGCGCAUCGGCAUCGGGCUCGACUGUUCCGUGAUUCCUCUGCGCCACGGUGGCCUCUGUAUGGUACAGACGACCGAUUUUUUCUACCCGAUCGUCGACGAUCCGUACAUGAUGGGCAAGAUAACGUGCGCGAACGUACUGAGCGAUUUGUAUGCGAUGGGAGUCACGGAGUGUGACAACAUGCUGAUGCUGCUGGCCGUGAGCACGAAGAUGCACGAGAAGGAGCGCGACGUGGUCAUUCCGUUGAUAAUGCGCGGUUUCAAGGACUCGGCUCUACAGGCUGGAACGAGCGUUACCGGUGGACACAGUGUCGUCAAUCCUUGGUGCACGAUUGGUGGGGUGGCUACUACGAUCUGUCAGCAAAACGAGUUCAUCGUACCGGACAAUGCGGUCAUCGGUGAUGUGCUGGUGCUGACGAAGGCUCUCGGUACCCAGGUGGCCGUGUGCGCACACCAGUGGCUCGACCAGGCUGAACGAUGGAACCGCAUUAAGCUGGUGGUGUCCGAAGAAGACGUCCGGAAGGCGUAUCACCGGGCGAUGGAUUCGAUGGCACGGUUAAACCGCGUUGCAGCCCGCCUUAUGCACAAGUACAACGCCCACGGUGCAACCGACGUGACCGGGUUCGGGUUGCUAGGACACGCACAGACGCUCGCUUCGCAUCAGAAGAAUGAGGUAUCGUUCGUCAUCCACAACUUGCCGGUGAUCGCCAAAAUGUCGGCCGUGGCAAAGGCCUGUGGUAACAUGUUCCAGCUGCUGCAGGGACACUCGGCCGAAACUUCGGGCGGACUGUUGAUCUGCUUGCCACGCGAGCAGGCGGCCGCAUACUGUAAGGACAUCGAGAAGCAGGAGGGCUACCAGGCUUGGAUUAUCGGUAUCGUUGAGAAGGGUAGCCGGACGGCUCGUAUCAUCGACAAACCACGAGUGAUUGAAGUUCCGGCAAAGGAUUAAACACACAGCGAUGCGAUGCAAAAGGAGAGUUCUCUGUCAUGCCCUUUCCGAUAAUCACAGGAACACAAACAUUCAUUCAGAAGUUAGAAAGGUAGUGGUGCAAACGGGCGCCAGGAAGAAGAGAUGUAGUACGAAGCGAUUUAACACAACGCCACGGAAGUUCUUUUUUCGUUGUAAGAAAAACUUAUGAAAUAAUCUUCUGAGCUGGAGUAAAAGGCGGAAAUAUUUUCCGGCUCCGUUCCAGUUAUGUUUUAUCUACUAAUGCUAACGAGUAAUAAAUGAUGUAAAAAA
This is a messenger RNA of Anopheles aquasalis, 2037 nucleotides long. RefSeq names its product inactive selenide, water dikinase (gene Sps1). The record is from RefSeq and is a predicted model, not a curated record. Gene Ontology annotation, cellular component: cytoplasm. Gene Ontology annotation, biological process: L-selenocysteine biosynthetic process. Lineage: Eukaryota; Metazoa; Arthropoda; Insecta; Diptera; Culicidae. Gene Ontology annotation, molecular function: selenide, water dikinase activity; ATP binding.